Aspergillus melleus is the source of this 688-nucleotide messenger RNA. RefSeq lists its product as uncharacterized. The record is from RefSeq and is a predicted model, not a curated record. The coding region runs from base 242 to 568 and encodes 108 amino acids. NCBI's taxonomy places the organism in Eukaryota, Fungi, Ascomycota, Eurotiomycetes, Eurotiales, Aspergillaceae. The transcript has a single exon.
GCCGGUAUACUCACUUCAGAUCUAAAUUGACGUGUUUCCUGAAGUGUUUCACGAUCAUCUAAGCUGCACUACAUAGUACUUAUCUGCCUACAGACUAGCCAGAAAUAUUAACAUUGGAAAAGGUUUACCCCUGCUUCUCAGAAUUUCGUUUGGAUCAAUGCUAUGAUACUGUAAAAGCAUAUAAAAAUAUUAUUCCAUUUAUUUCGGCUACGAACUAAAUCAGUAGCAUUGCCACUCUUACAUGCGCAUCAUCAAAACACUACAGCAGAUAUUCUCAUGCUCAAUCCAAGUAAAAGGAAGCAUAACUGACGGAAUGGAAGUCAUAAAAGCCAAAACGUCAUACCGAUCCGAGAACCCCUCGAAAUUCAAAGUUUUAGCUACCGCCAACAACAAAGUUGAAACAAAGAAAGUUCAGGGUCCGACUCGGUGGCGGUAUUUCUCUGGCUUUCUAAUUUCCACACUGUUCGCAAAAGUUGUCAAUUCCACAGCAACACCAUCCUCAGCAUUGUCUUUCACCGCGACUCGACAUGAAUGUGGACCCCUCCAUGGGUCUGUUUUCGGGGGGUGAUGUCCACCCAAAGGCUUCUCGUAAUACUUUGUGGACCACUAAGACUCCUACCCUCUUAGGUAUGUUUGUUCCUGGGGCUCAGCUUAUGUUAGCUUCUCCCUUAGGCUCCAAAAAUAUGUC